This is a messenger RNA of Pecten maximus, 6209 nucleotides long. RefSeq lists its product as uncharacterized. The coding region runs from base 1116 to 4931 and encodes 1271 amino acids. The record is from RefSeq and is a predicted model, not a curated record. Gene Ontology annotation, molecular function: acyltransferase activity, transferring groups other than amino-acyl groups. The transcript is spliced from 22 exons. Lineage: Eukaryota; Metazoa; Mollusca; Bivalvia; Pectinida; Pectinidae.
UCCGGAUGAAAAUUAAUCAUUUGUUCACUAUCAGAUCUGCAAUAUUUCUUCACAAAAGUAUCGCAUGUUUUUAGUGUUAAAACUAAAUAAUGUGACAUAAAACUAUCAAACUUUGGUUUAUUUAAAUAUAACGCGAUACAUAUGAAUAGAUACGAUAUUUAGAAAAUCACUGCGAAAUAAAUUAAUUCGUGUGAACAUUUUUGAAAUAAACAUCAUUGCCCUUGUACGUUACACAAGCUAUAAUAUAAUUCACUUGAACACGUGACUUUAUCAAUCAAUUUCAUCAUUCAUAGAUCAGUCAUAGUUAUAAUGUAAUUGCCGGGGGCCUAACUCGCUAUUGGCUAGAUCGGUAAUUGAAAUCAACACUACGCCAUUAUUUAUACCGACAACAUUUUAGUGCAACUUGCAUUAGACAGGAAUCUGUAUUUGGACGACAUCUGGAAUCGUGUGGCAAGGCUACCUGUAGUGAUGGGAUGUCUAACUGUCUAGGAAAUCUCGACUGUCUUCUCCGAGAAAACUCAAAGUGAAAUUUCUGCUGGAAUAAUUAUAACUUCAUAAUACGAUGGAACACAAUCGGUACUGUUACCUCGCCGUAGUGAUUUUAGCCGGCAUUGAUGUAUCAUUGUCAUUGACCAUUGAUUUAAACAUGACCAAUAUAGCUGGUCAGAAUUUAUCUAACACCGACAAGGCUUCUUUAAUUGCUGAUUAUUUCCUAAAGCAUGAGACGGAAGCCCACUAUGUGUACGAGUCAAUAAUGGCUUCUAGAGACUUAGCCAAAAAUAUUUCAUCAGGAAAAACAUCAGCGACCCCUGAGCUUCUGGAUGCUAUAUCAUGGUAUGUUUUGACGUCUUUGCCAGAUUUUCUUCGGGAUCAAAUUGUCCAAGGUGUAGCCGGAGUAAUUGUCGACGAGAUAGGGAAAGCAAUUCUACAUACCGAUCUAAAACUGAAUUCAUCCCAACCAUUUUCAGAUAAUGAUAUCCAAAAAAUCCAUUCAGAGUUCAAUUAUGUCAGGGCUUUAACUCGAAGUAUAUCAAUCGCCAAACCUCUUAUAGAACAGUAUCGCCAAGAAGACUGAUUCAACUAUUUUCAUCAUACUGUUGAACAAGGCAAUCGAGAUGACUGCUUUAAUUGUGUCUUCUCCUACCUUUCAAACUGUGAUGGAUAUUACCGUAGAUGAACUCAGCCAAGGUUUCCUUAAAUCAGGUUUACCACAACGUAUCGCUAAGGAAGGAACAGGGUUUCUAAACGACAACAGCAACACAUUAGAUAUUGUAAGGACAGUGAUAGCCAGUUCAAAUAUGGAGAGACUUGUAGCGAGAUCCUAUAUCGCCAGUAAACCAGUCCUCGAUCAUCUUUAUAAUGGCGAUACAUUAUUUCUCUUCGCCACACUGAUGAGCGGAACUGGCGCACAGCAAAAUCCAGCAGUCAUGUAUGCUUUUAAAAUGUUUGAGGCUGAUUUUAUAAAAACCUACAAUGAACAGACCAAUGACGGUACUGCAUCUCUCAUUACUGACCCAAUGAAUACGUACGUCAGUGUUUUUCAAGAUAUGGACUUCCUUGCCUUGAUGCCGACUAUAAUAGGUUCAGCAAGCGUGCGGCAGUUGUUGCCCUACAACAGUUCAACUGCAGAAUUCCCUAUCAACGAUGUUUGUUACCAAGAUACAGUAGACAUGUUGGACGCAGCGAAAGACGGAAAGGAUUGGGCGAUACAAAUGAUGGACUCGAACGGGAAAAUCCCUUCAGGAGUUUUAAAGGGAAACAUGAAUUUUCUUGGUAACAUGGACCAGUGUACUGUAGCUAGAUCCGACAUCAAAGCCAACGAAGUCAUUGGGAACAUCCGAAGAACGUCUCCACGGUAUCCACGAUCGGUCGGGUCCACAUUUUGUCGAGCCAUUAUAUCAAAUGGAGAAAUGGAACUUAUUGAGGGUUCUGGUGUAAACGGGAGGAUUACCUGGGGACUGUGUGUUCCUGAGACCUGUACAGGAAGUGACGUGUACGGACUUCUGAAAUUAGAUGCCUUUGAUAACGCCACAGCGAAUGUACAGAGGGUGGAAUGUCUUCAGGAAUCGGACAUAACACAGGACAAAGCGGCAAUCAUUACCCUGUCCAUUCUUAGCUUUUUAGUAUUCCUUGUCUUCAGCGGGACUACGUAUGUUGCGAUGGAAACUCGUGGUAUUAUCGGGGAAACACACGAGCUUGCUAAAGAUGAAGGGUUUUCUAGCGAGAUUGCUAGCAAAACUGAAGAGAGUAAAGAACACAAUGGGGAUUUGAAGGAUGUUCAUGUAUUGGGAGAAAACACCAUGAACACAAAUGGAAAUGCUGUUCCCGAAAAAUAUGUAUUGAACACGGAAUCCGAGAAAACAACACUUAACAUAACACCUGAUAACAAUGUUGAACAAUCGAAUAAUGUUUCAAACGGCGGAAUGAGCACAAACCAUGAGUUACCAACCCCUGAGUCAGGCAAAGAAAAAUUAACCAAGAGGAAAGAGAGUAUAUUUAUCAAGAUCAUUAAGGCUUUUGCCCUACAAAUGAACAUUCCGACGAUAUUGAGUGGGAAGACUCCUCCCAACGCUGUGACCUGUAUCAAUGGAAUACGAUUCAUAUCUGUUACGUGGGUAGUGCUUUGUCACAGUUUUUCUCACGGCUUGACUCGUCACGCUGAUAAAGUAUGGCCAAUAGUUAACGCCCAGGAUCUGUUAAAAUUGCCAGAGAGAUUUACGUUCCAAGCGAUAAUUUCGGGCGGUUCGCCAGUGGACACAUUCUUGCUGUUAAGUGGUGUACUUCUGACAUAUACCCAAUUGAAGCAUUUGGAGAGGCUAAAGGCUAAACUGACUGGAUCAACCAUAGGCAGAUAUGUGUUCUGUUAUUUCUUCCACAGGAUAUUGAGACUGACACCGGUAUACAUGCUAGUGCUUCUCAUAUACGCAACUCUGACUAUACACAUGGCAAACGGGCCCCUUAUGCCUGUUGAACUGGAAUCCAUGCAAUACUGCAAGGAUAAUUGGUGGACCAAUCUCUUAUACAUCAACAACUUGGUCAAGGCAGAUGAACAGUGUAUGGGAUGGUCGUGGUACAUGGCUAUUGACAUGCAGUUCUAUAUAGUUUCGUUAGGGAUUUUAUUCCUUAUGAUGGCAAAAUUAGGAGUCGGAAUCGGUGCAAGUGUGGCUCUGAUGCUGGGAAGUAUGGGUAUUGCAGCUUGGAAACAAUAUAUAUACAACGGAACCCUGUUAUCGUCCAUUCUCGGCUUUUUAGUAUUCCUUGUCUUCAGCGGGACUACGUAUGUUGCGAUGGAAACUCGUGGUAUUAUCGGGGAAACACACGAGCUUGCUAAAGAUGAAGGGUUUUCUAGCGAGAUUGCUGGCAAAACUGACGAGAGUACAGAACACAAUGGGGAUUUGAAAGAUGUUCAUGUAUUGGGCGAAAACACCAUGAACACAAAUGGAAAUGCUGUUCCCGAAAAAUAUGUAUUGAACACGGAAUCCGAGAAUACAACACUUAACAUAACACAUGUUAACAAUGUUGAACAAUCGAAUAAUGGUUCAAACGGCGGAAUGAGCACAAACCAUGAGUUACCAACCCCUCAGUCUGGUAAAGAAAAAUUAACCAAGAGGACAGAGAGUAUAUUUAUCAAGAUCAUUAAGGCUUUUGCCCUACAAAUGAACAUUCCGACGAUAUUGAGUGGGAAGACUCCUCCCAACGCUGUGACCUGUAUCAAUGGAAUACGAUUCAUAUCUGUUACGUGGGUAGUGCUUUGUCACAGUUUUUCUCACGGCUUGACUCGUCACGCUGAUAAAGUAUGGCCAAUAGUUAACGCCCAGGAUCUGUUAAAAUUGCCAGAGAGAUUUACGUUCCAAGCGAUAAUUUCGGGCGGUUCGCCAGUGGACACAUUCUUGCUGUUAAGUGGUGUACUUCUGACAUACACCCAAUUGAAGCAUUUGGAGAGGCUAAAGUCUAAACUGACUGGAUCAACCAUAGGCAGAUAUGUGUUCUGUUAUUUCUUCCUCAGGAUAUUGAGACUGACACCGGUAUACAUGCUAGUGCUUCUCAUAUACGCAACUCUGACUAUACACAUGGCAAACGGGCCCCUUAUGCCUGUUGAACUGGAAUCUAUGCAAUACUGCAAGGAUAAUUGGUGGACCAAUCUCUUAUACAUCAACAACUUGGUCAAGGCAGAUGAACAGUGUAUGGGAUGGUCGUGGUACAUGGCUAUUGACAUGCAGUUCUAUAUAGUUUCGUUAGGGAUUUUAUUCCUUAUGAUGGCAAAAUUAGGAGUCGGAAUCGGUGCAAGUGUGGCUCUGAUGCUGGGAAGUAUGGGUAUUGCAGCUUGGAAACAAUAUAUAUACAACGGAACCCUGUUAUCGAGGCUUGCGGCCGACGAUGGCUAUUUCAGAUAUGUCUACAUAGCUCCGUGGUGUCGCAUUAGUCCAUUUAUGAUCGGACUGGUGUUGGGGGUUUUCUUAAGAAAACGUCAAAGAAAACCAUUCAAGAAGAUGAUUGGACUUGCGGGAUGGACAAUCGCUACUCUAGUUGGUCUGACAUUAAAAUACUCAAAAUACUCCAUGCACAGGGAGGGUGGAGAACCGUGGACUAGACUACAGAACGCCUUAUAUGAGUCUUUAGACCGCCCCUUUUGGGCGUUGUGUGUUGCCUGGGUCAUCAUAGCCUGCCACAAUCAUAUGGGCGGUCCUGUCAAUUCCUUCUUGUCCUGGAGUGGUUUUGUUCCAUUGUCCCGACUUACCUACUGCACCUAUCUCAUCCAUCCGGUCGUGAUGUUAGUACACGGGUUCUCAAGGCGCUCCCUUUUCUAUUUGGAUGACUACAGUAUGCUCUAUCUUAUAAUUGGUCACACGACCAUGUCACUGAUGGCUGCCUUCGUCUUGGCUACGACCGUUGAAUUUCCUCUAAUUGCACUCUUGAAAUUAUUUGUUUGAAAAAUGUGCUGUGUCUAUUGAGAUAUGUGUGUUAGUGAUUUAAAUAACUUCAUAAAAUGUUAUUACCAAAAUGUUCUUUAUUUCCCUUGUAUACACCGGUAAUGCAUUUUACUCCGGUACUUGCAUACCGGUAGUUUAUUUUCUCAACGCCGGUUGACCUCAUAAGCAAACCUCGUUCUCAUAUGUCUUCCUGUUGGUGCAUACAAUAAUUUACCAAAAUAAAAAUCAUAACCAUGAAAAAUACAAUUUAUGUUUAUUGAUAUUUUAAAAUAUAAGCUAUUUUGAAACAUAUGUGUUUUGCAUUCAACAAUCAUAGAAAAUGCGCCACAUCAAUGUGUCUUAACACCCCUGGGUAAACACCAGAAUUGUCAACCUUAGAACGUGUCAACAUUUGUCUUAACACCCCUGGGUAAACACCAGAAUUGUCAACCUUAGAACGUGUCAACAUUUGCUUUCCAGUUCUAGUUUGCUAUCUACUAAGUGAAAUAGUGAUUUUUUGCUAUCAAAACUAUUCUCAUAUAUCUACUACUUCAGCUCUUCAACCUCACUUUGUAUCCCGAAUACACAUGGUAAUUUCGUGGGUUAAUAAUAGAAACAAAGGAAUCUCCCCAGCAUUACCUGUUAUGUACAAGGAAUGUAAAAUGACCCUUUUCAAUAAUUGUUUAUGCUAUGUUCUAUCACCUCCACUGGUAGCAUUGAGGUUAAUUAAAUUGUUUUAACUGACAAACUCUGAUACAAACAGGCAACUAUAUAUAUAUAUCAUAUAUAUAGAUUAUGAUUUCAAGUCUACCUCAUUCUUUAAGUACCUUAAAAGAUCCGGCCUACCACAAGGAGACUUAACACAAACAUACCGCAGCCUCCCAAAACACACAUACGCACUCAUCACACGCAUACAUGUCGCACGCACGGGAGGCCGUCCUUAAAUGACCUUAGCUGUUAAUAGGACGUUAAACAAAAUAAACCAAACCAAACCAAACCUUAAAAGAUAUUUAAAACGAAUUUUGAUUGUUCGCUGAGAACUGCAAGGUUAGAAAUAAAUGAACUGUUAAAUAUGUUUCUGUCUAUUUUAUGUUGUCUUUUUACACUUGCAUGUUUUAUAAAUAAACUUGUCAAUUAUGAUUAUUGUAUUGUCCUGACACCGAAAAAAGAUAUUGCAAUGAUAUCCGUUUCUAUAUUAUUAUAUUGAUACAGAAAAGGUGUUUGUAGUACUUUAGUUGAUAACUAUAUUCCAAUAUUGAUAUGGUAUUGAAAUAGAAAUAAAUGACUAUUGCACAUCCC